Messenger RNA from Gasterosteus aculeatus aculeatus (three-spined stickleback), 2065 nucleotides. Lineage: Eukaryota; Metazoa; Chordata; Actinopteri; Perciformes; Gasterosteidae. The record is from RefSeq and is a predicted model, not a curated record.
AAUGUAAACAUGUAAAAAGUCGCAAUAGUUAUGCUGCCUUUCCCCGAGCAGCUGUAUUUGUCGACAGAUUGCUAAACCUACUGGUGCUGUUCUGUUUAUUGCAGAGGUUUCUCACUCUUUUCCCUUUUUUAUUUAUGGCUCAUUUAUUUAGAGUUUUUUUUAUUCCUUCUCCAUGAUGACUAAAAGCGAUGAUACUGAUAACAUCCAGUACUUGAUAUGGAGGACUUGAGUUUCACAACAACAAAGAAACCUGAAAGAAAACUGCUGAAGUCAUGAGCUCGCACACAGGAAGAAGACACAGUCCUCAAAGGGGACACAACAGUGCAGGGAAAAUAAUUGGCAAUGUCUUUACACAAGCACAACAUGGCGUUGUACCCGGUAAGAGCGCAGAUGGCAUAAACGUGCCGUUUCCGAUCAAGCCUGUCUACCACAAAAGAUCUGUUCAACCCAGUAAACAAGACGUAUUUGCACCGUAUGAUUUAGAAAAAGCUGCUACAACAAAACAACCAAGAGAUCCUUCGCCGCCCCAGGAACAGCUUACAAAUGGCAAAGACACCAACGGAUGCCGAGACCCAAUAAACAGCUCAGACUGCAGACAGGCCAGUGGAGAACUGCAGAUGGACAGAGCGAUUUAUGCAGGAAAGCUCAUGCUGCAGGAUAAGCUGUGGAUCUUGGCGGAAAAAAUGAGACAGAAAAAACAGAGGGACGCUGCUGCUGCUGCACUUGAUGACCAAAAGAGCGGGGAGCAGAGACGCAGCAGAGGACAUGCCGAAGGAGGACAACUGCAGACAAAACCCAGGCUGCCUGAGCAGCAGAGGAGAGAACCGGUGGGAAGGAGGGAAACAAAAGUGCAAGAACGAGGACGGGAGAAUUUUCAACAACAUGUGAAGAUACAAGGUCAAGAAGAAAGGGCCGGGGGGCCAGGAAGGGAAAUGGCAACUCACCAGCUCACAGUUCUGGAGCAAGAAGCAAGUGGAGAGCUGAGCAAACCACGGUGGGAAAAGGUGAAACAUGAAGAGGAGAAAUGGCUUUCUGACCUCGACCGAGAUACGCCUCAAACGAGUCAGCAGAAGGCCUCUCGUGAAGCCGCAACCGGAGGAAGAAAACCGCCGGGGGGGGCGACGCUGCCACCGGUGUCCCAUCCCUCCCGUCUCAGCGGACCACAGCCGGGACAGAACCAGAAAGCGGACUCCCGCCUCCAGCUCCUUCCUUGCAAAAUUUGCAAGAGGAAGUUUGCAAGCCAAAGGUUGCAGAAGCACGUCCAAAUCUGUGAAAAGGUGAAACAGUCGCCGCGCGGAGUCUUCAACAGCUGCCUUCAGAGGAUCAAGGGAUCUGAAAACGAGAAGUUCUUGAGAACGCUGGCCGCCGUACCAGUUUCACGGACUGAGGUUUAUGGCAAAGGUUUCUAAAUAAGAAAAAACAAGAUGAAGCCAAGCAAAUACAGGGAAUCUACAUCAAGCCCGGAUCCCAAAUGGAACGUCACAGCCCAAAUGGUCCAAGUGAGGAGAUGAGGACUGAACCAUUUGAACAAGAAAUAAUAAGACAGUUUGUCACGUCAACCAUCACCAUCUUAUUGGUUAGUGGUAGUUUAGUUUCUCAAUUGUCUCUUUGAAGGAUCUCGUAUAUGAACAUAUAUAUUCCGUAUGACCUAAAUAGAAGAGAUGGUCGUUGACUCGUUACAAGACUAACAUGUACACCUAAUCAUAUGAAUAGAAAUAGCUGCAUUGUUGGUCUUACAUUGUGGAUAAUAUAAACUUUUGAAAAAAAAAGUCUGACACAAAAACAGUUUGACGUGUUUAUACGGUUAUGUCUCCACAACGCCUGGUUAAUUGUUAACAAACAGACAUUAUUUUACACACAUAAGGCACAGCAUUUACAUAUUUGCUUAAAUUUUGGUUUCAUUAGCUUGCUUAAGGCACUUGUGAUUGUAUUAACGUUGCAUUUUACAGCAUUAAAAAUCCUGCCAGUGCUCUCGUGGUGACCGUUCACUGACCGCGGACUGAGUUUCACAAAACAUACUCAAAAUGUGCAACUACAAGUUAGCUUGUUUUUUUUUUAAAUACAG